UGGCGCUUCCUGCCCAGGCGGAGGCCCAGCGCAGGCUCAGCGGUGACUUUGUGCUCGUGCGACUCCGUCUCGUCUCCAUGGUCAUCGGUCAGGGUUCCCAGUGUCUGCAUCACUGCCACCCUUGGUGUCUGUCGUUAGAGAUGAGAGGAAAAGGUCAAGGUAGGACCAGGCGAUGCUCCCCCAGGGUCAGACCCUGAGCCUUCACUCAGCUUCAGACGCAGCCCCGCCACCAGGGAGGGCAGAGUCCCCAGGACAAAAGGCAGUGCCCUGCGAUGGCUGUGGACACACUCUGACACCCGAGUCCUUCCCACAGACCAUGUGGAUAUUGCUUGGGCAAUGGACCCAAGGACAGGGGACUCCAGAGGUGCUGGGCACAGUGGACACACAGGAGCAGGUGAGGGUCUCGACACCCAGAGUGUCGACAUGGCUCUUGGUCCACAGGGUGUGGGGGCACCAAGGGGUCAGCAGGGUCCAGAUCCCAAGUCCACUCACAGUGGGCUUCAGGCCACAGACCCUCCAGCAGGCACUUUCCAUUUCUCCCAUGUGUGACUGGAACAGGAGCAACAGAGGUUGGCAGAAGCCACGCUGGGUGGGUGGCCUGCUGUGCCGGACUCAGCAGAGCGUGGUCAGCCAGGUGAAAGGGCCCGGGUGCUCCCCUCUAGCUACCCCCAGCCAGAGAAUUCUCACCCAUGGUAGAGCCAUGAACAGAGCCUCCUGGGUCAGGCACUGGCCAUCUGCCCUCCGCUCCUUUGCCAGUCUGGUCCUGCAGGAGGGAAGGCUCUGGUGGAGGAGCGUGGACUGCUGUAGACCGGCCACAGGGAGCAGAGAGCCAGGUGGGGCGGUCUUGGAUCUGGGUGUGCGGGCGCUGGACAUUGUGGGCCUUUCAUGAGUUCUGUGUGGGCACCUCCACUUCAGAUGAACAGAUGGAGGUUCUUUCUCCUGCUGCCAUUGUUGGUGACCGACCCUUGAAGUCUUCUCUUCCCAGGUCACAUCCUGCUUCUACUGUGUGGCCCACACAGAGUCAUCUCCUGGACUCCCUACUCUGGACGUCUCUAAUGGGUUGUCCCUGGCCCAGAGCUCCUCUGUGGUCACCUUGGGUCCUUGCUGGGCCUAGUGGCCACUCUUCCUCCGUUCUUCCCCUCCUUCCACAGGGCUCGGAUCUUCCCUGAUAAACGUCCUACCCAGCAUCUCCCUGGAAUUUGCAUUUCACGGCCUGUGGACGAGAAGGACGUCCCAGUUUCUUGCUGGUCAGUGUUGUGGUCAUGGGAGUGAGGGGGGAGCCUUGGCUGUGCUCUAGGCGGGUGAGGGAGGGGUAUUUCAACAGGACAACGAUGGGCACUGGGGGCUCUAGCUCUGCAGCAGGGAGCCCCAGGAGGAGGCCUGGGCAUCUUGGUCUCUGGGGGUCCCCGUGGGGGUGUGGGCCCUAGGGUCUGGCAGGAGUCAGCGUUUGGCCUGAGCAUCUGGUUGGGCUCUUGGGAAGGCAGCGCAGGUGUCGGGGGAGUUCAGAGGCAUCUGAUGAAGAGUAGGCGGGACAACAUGGCCCCUCAACUGAGCGGCACUGGGCCCUGUGAGCUUGGAGCUGGAGAAGAGUCCCUCCUGGCAUGUGGGCCGCUGUCCAAGAGGCAUCUAUAGCCCGAGGCUGGGGAGCCAUCUCGAGGGGAGGACAGCAGGAGGAAGCCCUGAGCCCCAGAGGGACCACCCAGCCACUAGCACUUCAGGACGGCGGAGGAGGACCUGCCUGCCCAGGAGGUCGGGAUGGCCGAGGGCAUGUCUCCGCCAACCCCUUGGAAGGCCAGGGUGGCUCCUGGCAGUCCGGGCAGCACUGCCAGUCCCAGAUGGCUGCCUCAGGGUCCCUCUCCCUGGAGCUUCCUCCUCAGACUUCCUUCUCUGACAGAGGCAUCUGGCCCCUACCCCACCCGCCUCACACAGCAGUGGGAGGCUGAGUCCUGGGGCGCGAGGGCUGGGUGUCCGCAGUUCUGGUCGGGAGGAGGAGGCUUUGUCCCAGCCUGGAGGGCUCUGCCUCCUGCCUGUGACUGAGGCAUCAUGGCCACCCACAGUCCUGAGCUGGACCUGGAAGGCAGUGGGCAGCCACUGCCCCUCAGCCGUCUGACUUGGGGUCUUCCUGGGGUGGGUGGCCAGGACAUGGGGGGGGGCUCUGGUCAGUGGUCUGACAGUGGUCUUUCUGGGUCCCCAGGGUGAGGGUGGGGACACUGGUGCAGGAGGACCCGCCUUGCUCCCAGGCUCCAGGCUGUAAUUUGUGCUAUAUUUAGCAAGCAGAGCUGGUGGGCAGGGAGGCAGGCCGCCGGGCUAUAAGCAGACUUGGUGCCCACCCUGGAAGUGCAAGUCCCCGCCAGGAAGAGACGGCGCUGGAACCCAUGGACACGUCCUACCCCCGUGAGGGCCCCCGGGCCUCCACUCCCCGCCAGGUUGACGGUGCUGCCCACACAGCCCUGGUGCUGGGACCGCCAAGCCCUCCGCCUCGCGACCACUUGAUCUGGUCGGCCUUCAGCACACUCUACCUGAACCUGUGCUGCCUCGGCUUCCUGGCGCUGGUGCACUCCAUCAAGGCCCGAGACCAGAAGGUGGCUGGGGAUCUGGAGGCAGCACGGCGAUACGGCUCCAGAGCCAAGUGUUACAACAUCCUGGCUGCGAUGUGGACGCUGGUGCCUCCGCUGCUGCUGCUGGGGCUGGUGGUGACCGGUGCCCUGCACCUCUCCCGCUUGGCCAAGGACUCUGCGGCCUUCUUCAGCACCAAGUUCGAAGACACAGACUAUGACUGACAGGCUGGCUCCUGUCCUGUCCUGUCCCUGGACCCCAACCUUGAAGGCCUUGAGCUGGGUGCUGGCUCUCACAGGGUCCCUGGCCCCACCUGGCUACCCAGUGCUGACCACUCAGACCCCAGGGACCUGGCCCUAACCCUGAGGGUCCCUAACUCCUACCUCUGACCCUUUCCUCCUACUCCCCAGGCUCCCCCUCCAUCACAAUUAAAAGUGCCAGGUCCCUGA
Molecule: messenger RNA, 3005 nt
Organism: Ictidomys tridecemlineatus (thirteen-lined ground squirrel)
Lineage: Eukaryota; Metazoa; Chordata; Mammalia; Rodentia; Sciuridae
Source: RefSeq, a predicted model, not a curated record